CAUCUUUUUCACACACCCGGAAAUGAGUCUCAAGCCACAUCUGAGAAAGACGAUCAGAUUGUGGCCGGUAUCACUCAGACCAUGACCAAGCAACUGCCUCCGUCUACUGCGUACGAAAUCACGGUGACUGUGUUGACCAAUGCGGAUGAAACACGGGACAAUGGAAACAACAACAACAACGCGUCAGCGACCAGUUGGCAUGCUCAACUCCUUCGUGAUCCCACCGUGUGGCUCCAGGAUCACGUCCAGUCCGCAUUUCGAUCAUGGUUACCCUAUGUUGAUAUCCAAUUCUUCUCUCAGCGGUUGCAUGCAGUGAAUAUUGAACAUCUUCAACCUAGUUAUAUAAGUGCAGACCGGAAGUAUCGUUAUUACGCUCAAAGUGACGUAUCCACCCUCGUCAAUCAUCUCGAGUCGUAUUUGGGUGCACCGCAGGCCGCCUCGGCAGCCACCCGUGACUUGGCUGGCACGAAACCGGGACUACAUUUGAUAUUGUCUGUGGCGAUGCCAUCUGGUACCACGCCACCGAACUGCCCCGACCCGUUACGUUUUCACCUGCCCUCUGCCUGGUCUCCAUUUACUCUGACCAAUGUGGCUGUUGUUCCUCAAUGGGGUGGUCUGUUCUUUGUGGACGCGCCUGAUCCUUGUACCCGGGGGCCGUCCGAUUCGACUGCCCCUGAGGACGUCAAACUCGCGCACCAGCUUAUCAGUGUGAUUCGCGUUCUGCUUGGUUUACCUGACCGGAAACCGGAUUUACAAAAUUUAGUUGAACUGCGCUCGACCGGGAUUAUCUCAACUCGUCGUAACUUUCAUACACAACUCGAUGGAUGGUUUCUGCGUCGAACUAUCGAAAGCCUGUUGUCCAUUAAAGUGACCAUGACCUCCCUGGUCGAUCUACUGUCCCGGUUCCCAAAUAUGGUCAUCAACGAUCAUGUGGCUCACGAGGUCACCCGAUCCACUCAGGUUUGGGCCCAGACACUAGACGCAUUGGCAAACGCGCGGACCGGGCCGAAUCACACCUCGAUUCACUUUGGCACGGUGUUUCUUUCCGCACAGGACGCAUUGGAAUCGGUGAACAGUGCGUUUUUCGAUCAUUCCUUGCUCGGUCGAUUGUAUUUCCAGGAGGACCAGAAAUACGGGAUCUAUGUGCCCCUGUUCCUACCUAUCGGGUUCGGCAUCCUCAGUUCGACCAAGACGGCAUUCCGGAUCCUAUUCCCACGGGAAUCGUAG
Messenger RNA from Echinostoma caproni, 1227 nucleotides. NCBI's taxonomy places the organism in Eukaryota, Metazoa, Platyhelminthes, Trematoda, Plagiorchiida, Echinostomatidae. The record is from the annotation of a GenBank genome assembly.